Rosa rugosa (rugosa rose) is the source of this 749-nucleotide messenger RNA. Its product is annotated as protein translation factor SUI1 homolog 2-like. The transcript has 5 exons. The coding region runs from base 206 to 547 and encodes 113 amino acids. NCBI's taxonomy places the organism in Eukaryota, Viridiplantae, Streptophyta, Magnoliopsida, Rosales, Rosaceae. Gene Ontology annotation, biological process: translational initiation. The record is from RefSeq and is a predicted model, not a curated record. Gene Ontology annotation, molecular function: RNA binding; translation initiation factor activity.
GUCCACACCUUUAUAUUUAUCAUUUAGUUUCUGUAAAUUUUUCUCUCAGACCAAAAUUUCCAUACGCUUUUUUCUCUCUCUUCCCAAAAACAGCUCAGCCCUAUCUCCGUCACCGUCGUCCGGCCAAUCUCCGAAUCCCUCUAAAUCAUCUCAUCAGGUCUGAGCGUUGUGGUUGUCCGGGCCUAUUAGUUCAUUACCAAGUUUCAUGUCUGAGCUCGACGUCCAGAUUCCUACCGCCUUUGAUCCGUUUGCUGAGGCAAAUGCUGAGGACUCGGGUGCUGGAACAAAGGAGUAUGUGCACAUUCGUAUACAGCAACGAAAUGGUAGGAAAAGCCUGACAACAGUGCAGGGACUGAAGAAGGAAUUUAGCUACAAUAAGAUUCUCAAAGACCUUAAGAAGGAAUUUUGCUGCAAUGGUACAGUUGUCCAGGACCCAGAACAAGGCCAGGUGAUUCAACUUCAAGGUGAUCAGCGAAAGAACGUGUCUGCCUUCCUAGUUCAGGCUGGCAUUGUGAAGAAGGAUAACAUCAAAAUUCACGGUUUCUGAGCUGCAGGAACUCAAGUCUGCACAAUCCAUCCCCUCUUGAACAUGUUAUUUGGAUAUUAUAUCGGCCAAGUUUGCUAUUUGAAUUGUAUUUUUAGUUUGUUUUAAUAUUUAAGGCAACUGUGUGAUGCGCCAUGAAUAUGCUACUGGAAUGUAUGACAACUUCUUUCUAUCUUAAUCAUAUUAUAAGUUCGUGUUCUCUAAA